AUGGCGCAGGUACCAGUCCAGACGAUCCAUCGGGAUCCCCAGUUAUUCUACUGGAUCCUGUUCCCUAUCACCAUUGUCAUGAUUCUGACCGGCGUGCUCCGACACUACGCAACCGUUCUCAUGGCAUCAGCCCCAAAGAAGCAGGACCAAAAGACAACACGCGAGCAGCGGGCCCUGAUCCACGGCAUCAACGUGCGCGGCAACUUCCACGUGUUAUCGCGCCCUUCGUUUGAGACGCGCCGCGAUGCCCUGACCACGGCCUACGAGUCCGGCGCGUACCUCAAGGACCCCGAGAACCGCGGCCAGCCGCCACCGAACCCGAUGAGCGACCCGAGCGCGAUGGAGGGCAUGAUGGGCAUGAUGAAGAACCAGAUGGCUAUGAUUGUGCCGAAUACCUUGAUCAUGAGCUGGAUUAAUGCUUUUUUUAGUGGUUAUGUUAUUAUGAAACUGCCGUUCCCGCUCACCAUCAAGUUCAAGAGCAUGCUCCAGGCUGGCGUGGCUACUAGGGACAUGGACCCGCGGUGGAUGUCUAGCAUCAGCUGGUACUUUUUGUGCAUCUUUGGUCUGCAGGCCGUGUUCAACUUUUUGCUUGGCAGUGAGAAUGCUGCCAACCAAAUGGCCCAGCAGAUGAACCAGAUGGGUCCCCAGGGAGGCGCCAACAUGUUUGGCCCUGGCGUCGAUCCCAACAAGCAGUUCCUGGCCGAGGCCGAGAAUCUGGCUGUCAUUGAGCACUAUUCCGUUCUAGAUGGUGUAGAACAGCGCCUGUUGGAAGGUAUUAAGGCGUAG
Molecule: messenger RNA, 786 nt
Organism: Dichotomopilus funicola
Lineage: Eukaryota; Fungi; Ascomycota; Sordariomycetes; Sordariales; Chaetomiaceae
Product: integral membrane protein DUF106-domain-containing protein
Exons: 5
Coding region: 1-786 (261 amino acids)
Biological process (GO): protein folding in endoplasmic reticulum
Cellular component (GO): EMC complex; membrane
Source: RefSeq, a predicted model, not a curated record